AUUCUGUGCUUCUCAUGACAGUUACAGACAUAGACAAAUAAGGUUACACAUAACCUAUUAUCACAGACUGUAAUCUGUGCUAGUUAGCCAUUUAUGAUGUUAUUAGUUCGUUAACGUUUGAAAGUUUGAAAUUGUUGAAUCUUUCAGCUAAAAAAAUUAUAUAGAACAAAGUUAUAAUUAAUUUAAUAUUAAUUUAAAAUCAUGGAUACUGACGAUGCUUCAUUGACUUGUUCAUUGAAGUUAGAAUGGACAAAUUCCCAAGGAAUAAUAAAUAGAAAACUCCAAUCUAAAAACGCAACCUUGAGACUGAUGCGGGAUGAAAGUCGAGUUAUUUAUGUGGAAAUAAGAUAUGACAAAGCAUCACCGAUUAAAUUGCCCUUGAAGAGAUUGUCUGUUCAUAAAAAUUUUAUGAAAGAAGGCAGAGCAUCUAUCAAAUUUCAAGAAUUUGGAUGUACUGCUUUUAUGACAAAUGCUCCUCCAUCUCAGUUAAUAGGAUUUUUGAGAACAAUGUUUGUGAAAAUGACUGGAAAUGCCCCCAAAAAUGAAAAGGCCACUUCUCUAAGAACUCAACUUCUCUCAAACAAACCACAACAGUUUGAGGAAAUAAGUCCUGUAACCAAGGGAGAAUUAUGUAGGGUUCAAAAACACGUUAUGGGAAAAUCUACUACUACGCCUUCACCGAUACGCAAACGUAAAUUGAGUGACUCAUCAUCUGAUUCAAGACCAUCAUCUGCUAAAAGGCUUUAUACUUCAUCAUCUACAAUUCAAGAUACUCCAUUAGAUAUACAACAAAAAGAAGUAUUGGAAACAUGUUUGUCAGGAAGAAAUGUUUUCUUUACAGGAAGUGCAGGCACAGGCAAAAGUUAUUUGUUAAGGAAAAUAAUUGGUUCUUUACCUGCUGAUGUUACUGUUGCAACUGCAUCAACAGGUGUUGCAGCCUGUCAUAUAGGAGGCAUCACACUGCAUCAGUUUGCAGGUAUUGGUUUAGGCACUGCUUCAAUUAAUGCUUGUGUUGAUAUGGCAAUGAAAAGUGCCUCUUCUCUAAUAUGGAAGAAAUGUAAGCAUCUCAUCAUAGAUGAAGUAUCUAUGAUCGAAGCAGAUUACUUCCAGAAGGUAGAAUAUGUAGCUCGCAAAAUUCGGAAAAGUGAUAAGCCUUUUGGUGGAAUUCAGCUGAUAUUAUGUGGUGAUUUUUUCCAACUUCCACCAGUAAGAAAAUGGAAUGAUAAAGACAAAAAAAAAAUAAAUUUCUGUUUUAUGAGUCAAGCAUGGAAAAAAUGUAUACAAGACACCUUUGAAUUGAAGAAGGUCCAUAGACAAGAGGAGCAAGAUUUUAUUGAUAUCUUAAAUGAAGUGAGAAUAGGAAAAGUUUCAAUAGAAUCAGAAAAAGUGCUGGCAGCCACCGCUUCUCAAUGUAUUGAAAAAGAUGGGAUUCUUGCAACACGACUAUGCUCUCAUACUCAAGAUGCAGAUUUAAUUAAUGAAGGGAAAUUAAAAGAUUUACCUGGUGAUAUAAGAAUAUUUGAAGCACUGGACAGUAAUCCAGCUUCAAGUAAAAUGCUAGAUAACCAGACCACAGUGCCUAGAAGGUUAGAAUUAAAAAUUGGAGCACAAGUAAUGCUUUUGAAAAAUAUUAAUGUGUCAAAAGGACUAGUAAAUGGAGCUCGAGGGGUGGUUAAAGAAUUCAAGAAUGAGUUACCAUUGGUGAAAUUUAGGAAUCAAUUAUACCUUGCCCAACCUGAAAGGUGGAGUCUGAAGACGUCUACUGGUGUAGUAGCCAGGAAACAAGUGCCACUUCGCCUUGCUUGGGCAUUCUCCAUUCAUAAGUCACAGGGACUCACAUUAGAUUGUGUAGAAAUGUCUUUGAAUAGGGUGUUUGAAGCGGGUCAGGCUUAUGUGGCCUUGAGUAGAGCUCAAAGUUUGAAGACAUUGAGAGUCCUAGAUUUUAAGACAUCUCAAGUGUGGGCAAAUCCGGAUGUUAUCAAUUUUUAUAGCAAACUAAGAAUUCAGAGAGAUUGUUCAAAUCUUGUUCCUUUGGGUAUCAAAAAUAAAAACACCAAAACAAAUAAUAAAAAUUUAUUGAAAGGGAAGUCAAAAUCCUUGAUGAGCAAACCUCUUCUCAACAUCUUAUAGUGAUAAAUAUUUGGUUAAUAUUGAUUUUAUUUAAUAUUGUGUGUUUAGAAAAAAACUAGCCGCAGGAGCCUAUAGAAUUCUUAAUGCAUGUCUUAAGCUCUUAUCAUCAUUGUGAUUCAUGAGAAAUAAAUAAUUUUUGUAACCCAAAGCCAGGAAGUCCAUCACACAACAGGCUAGUUUAUUCUGAACACUUGAUAGAGCCGAAUAAUUAAUUUUAAGAGGAAAUGAACUGAUAGAGUUAAUACAAUUGAAAUUCAACAUAAUAUUUUUAAACAUUUGCAAAUAUUUAAAUGUAUAUUUCAUUGAUAUUAAAAUUUUUUUAAAGGAGAAAAUUCAAUAUAAUGAUAAAAAUAUGACUACCUCUUUUUUUAUGUAUUCCAACAUCAUGUUAAUUAUUCGAAAAUGUAUUUAUUUCAAUAAUAAUAUUUGAAAUUAUGAA
Molecule: messenger RNA, 2569 nt
Organism: Harmonia axyridis
Lineage: Eukaryota; Metazoa; Arthropoda; Insecta; Coleoptera; Coccinellidae
Gene: Pif1
Product: ATP-dependent DNA helicase PIF1
Exons: 4
Coding region: 202-2130 (642 amino acids)
Biological process (GO): telomere maintenance; DNA repair
Molecular function (GO): DNA helicase activity
Source: RefSeq, a predicted model, not a curated record